AUGAUGCGUCCUUUUGGGUCUUUCAAGAAACCUCUUCGCAUCAAGCAGAGACUGAAAUUACCAUUAACCGCCACAUAUCGCAUGCGCACGCUCUUCCAUCGCAUUUCUGCCAUGCUGACUACCACCAAUAAUUAUACGGAAGACUCAAGUUCUGAAUCUACUACUACUAUCAAGGCUAGCAGCCUCACCAGGAACUACCCUAACAUGGACGUGAAUAUGACCACAAAUAUGGAGAAGACGCUGGAUAAUAUCGAAGGACCUGCCUUCCCAGCUCAACGUCGUCAACUUCCUCACAGACCACCAACACCAACACCACCACCAGCAUCAAUAUCAACAUCAACAUCAAUCCCACCACCAGCCCCAACAACCACCCACCCCCCAUUCCCAUUCCCAUCCUCAUCCUCCUUCACCCACCCUCACCCUCAUCCUCACUCUCACCACCAACAACAACCACCACCACCCUACCACUUCCACCCCCCCAAAUCCGUAACCUGGGGUCCCAUCACCGAAAUCCCCAUCUACUCCCCUUCCCCAACUCCAUCACCCCAAUCCUCCCCCUCCACCUCCUGGAUCGACCUCAGCACCACAACAACACCAUCAUCAGCAACCUCCUCCACCGCAGCCCUAACCUCCUCGUCCACCUUCUCCCCCACCAUCCCCAAACCCAGCCCACCACGAAGCCACCCCAUCAUCCACCGUCCCCUCAAACCCAUCCGCAAACCCCCCACCCAACUCGACAACGAAAUGUUCUACCGCAACCUCUACCACAUGUCUCAGAUCAGCACGCUCCGAUUAAACAUCGUCUACGACGCGCUGAGUUUCCUGGGCGGGGACUUCCUGGACCAGGUCCUUCUCAUGGAGGAGGGGUAUUUGAUGCAGGUGGCGGUGAUGCAUGCGAGACAGGCGCAGCAGAGGGAUUUUGCAAGGUUUUCUGUUGCUGCUGCUCGUGCUGCUGGUGGUGCUGGUCCUUUCGGUGGUAAUGGUGGGUUUGGGGCGGUGAUUCCUCGUCGCCCGAGUCCGGUUAAGGGGGGUCGAGUGGAGAAGAGGAAGAUGAGGAAGAUGAUGAGAAAGAGAAAGGCGUCGGAUGUUAUGGGGGCGGAAUUUUGGGAGCAGGUGAAUGAGAGGGAGGAGGGGUAUGAGAUUGAUGAGGAUGAGGAUAUGGAUACUAGGGAUUGGGUGUAG
Molecule: messenger RNA, 1182 nt
Organism: Aspergillus tubingensis
Lineage: Eukaryota; Fungi; Ascomycota; Eurotiomycetes; Eurotiales; Aspergillaceae
Exons: 1
Coding region: 1-1182 (393 amino acids)
Source: RefSeq, a predicted model, not a curated record